AUGGGCAAACUUUUUUCCAAACUCUUCGGAAGUAAAGAAAUGCGUAUUCUUAUGCUGGGUCUUGAUGCUGCUGGGAAAACAACUAUCCUUUACCGAUUAAAACUUGGAUCAAGCGUUAGCACCAUCCCAACUGUUGGUUUUAACGUUGAAACCGUAACUUACAAAAAUGUAAGAUUUAAUGUUUGGGAUGUUGGAGGUCAAGAAAAAAUCAGACCAUUAUGGCGUCAUUAUUUCACUGGAAGUCAAGGUCUUAUAUUUGUUGUUGAUAGUUCAGAUCGAGACAGAAUAGAAGAAGCUAGACAAGAAUUGCAUCGGAUAGCUACUGAUCGUGAAAUGCAAGGUGCUGUCAUCUUAGUAUUUGCGAACAAACAAGAUCUUCCUAAUGGAAGAAAAUCGUUUGUAGUUACAUAUGAGCUUAGGAAUUAUUCUAGAACAUACGCUUGAAAUGUAUUUGUUUAAUAUUAAUAUUAGAAGUUUUUAUAAAAUUCUAAAGUACGAAAUGUGCAAAUAAUUGACUUCCAGGCCUUAUCUGGCUACUGCCGUAGAGCGAUCAAAUAAAUACUUCAAACGUAUAAGAAUGGGAAUAUCUUGGGUUACUAUUAUUAUUAUUGUUAUUAAUUAUUUAUUAUUAUUAUUAUUGUUAAUUAUUAUUUAUUAUUAUUAUUAUUAUCUUUAUUUGAUAUUCUCAGACCAAACUUCAAUCGUUAUUGUAUCGCUACUGAUUUUAUCAUAGUGUGAAUUUUUCUGGCGUCACUUUUACUGAGAUUGAUAACUUGCUUGGAAAUCCUGUGAUUGAUCUAAAGUGUGGAGACAAUACAAUCCUGUUAAGUGAAUAUAUAAUAAUAUGUAUGGUUCACUAAACGUUUUAAAUGGAAACUUAGGAAUGUUUGGCUGCCAGUUUGUCUUUUCAGAAAAUAAUGCUCGAAGAUUAGUCCAUCUUUGAUUUAAGUGAUUAAACUUGUAGACUACUUAUUUAGGGAGUUCUUUCAAGUCAGAAGGACUGGUCAUUAAUGAAAUCUCAUUAUGGAUAGGGUUUGUUCGUUUGGAUUUACGCGGUUUAUCAAAUAAGUAAGAUAAUUUUCUAUAAAAGGGUGAUCAUAUUACUCAACAAUCUGUUCUGGAUUAUUUCGGGACUAUAUGAUAGAUCUUUAGUGACUAAGGACUAUCAUCCAUCUUCUUUCUUCGUCGUGUAUUCUUCUUGUUUAUCUCGUUAUCUCUACUUUUGUCUACUCUUUCCUAACUGCUGCGCAAUGUAAUCAUUUGAAUCUAUUACAUUCUUUGCAAGACUAUCGUUCUGAACAUUCAUGGAAUACGACCCCUUUAGAAGCUCUCAUUAUUCAUCAGAUUUUUAUCGUUCCUAUUAUUAAUGAGUUGUAUUCAAUGACUGAUAAUAGUUUGCAGUCUCAGUCAUCUUGUAGUAAACGAGAACUCAGGUGGGGAAGACCAACUUAUUGUUUGUUUUAAAAUUACAAAGUGCUUUCAGAAAAUAUGGAGCCAAACAUUAAAUACAUUAUUUUCACAUCAUCUUUCAGUUGUCCUUAACAUGCUUCACGAUUCUUCUAAUUCUGUUGUUAUUAGCAUUGCUCUCUGUUUUCCCUUCUGUUCUCUCCAACCCAAUCUUCUGCUGCCAGGUAUUCCACUUCUGAUUGAUGUUACAUACUACUUAUAUCUGUUAACAUAAGUAGGGUACACCGC
Molecule: messenger RNA, 1695 nt
Organism: Schistosoma bovis
Lineage: Eukaryota; Metazoa; Platyhelminthes; Trematoda; Strigeidida; Schistosomatidae
Source: the annotation of a GenBank genome assembly